AUUCACUCACUCAGUGUGUCAACAACAGAGACACAGCUUCACACAGCAGAUUGUGUUUGAAAUCUUGGUACAUUAACUCAAGUUCUACAGUUUUGAGAACAGAAUGAGUGUUUUUGACCGCCUGGCACCUUUGAUCCCUCAAGUAUCUGCAUCCUCCCGACAGACAAAGGAACAGCCAUCGGUCUGUUUGUCACCUCCUGUCUCCCUCUCCUCUCCUAUCAUCAAAAAGAAACCCAUUCAAAUCCCAUCAUUUGAUGAGAAAGGACUCAUCCAUGAAAACUCAAAACAGUCAAACACAGACAGGUCUUUUGUUCCAAUUUGUUCCUCCAAGACAUUCAGUCGGCCCUCUUGGAGUAAAUCAUGUCAGUAUUCACAGAGAAACCACGCAGAAAGGGCUUCAACCCUCCCAAGAGCCAAGCCCAAAACAUAUAACUCUCCAACUCUCUCUGCAAAGCCCAGAAUCUCCAUUUUUCCUGCUCCAGAGCCAAAUUCCUCUCCCACUCUCUCCUCUCUGAAACCAAAGCCGAGUGAUUCUCUUCAUCUCUCCGCCUCACAGCUGAGUGAUCUUUCUCCAUUACUGCACCAGCCUCAACCGAAGCCAAGUGUAUCUCCAACUCUGACUGUCCCAACACCCAGACUGAGUCCAUCUCCAACUUCUCUGUGCAGAGGGAUGAGUUUGGAUAGCCAAGGAGGCAAGCGGCCCUCUCCUGUUGCUAAAGAACGACGUGCUAGAUCGAUUACUAUAUCAAAUACUAAAGUUGAGCCUGAGUCCAGCAAACAGAGGUCUUCAAAUGAGGCAAAGCAUGACGUUCUUGACCAAGAAGCUUUACUGGACUUUACUCACCCUGCAUUGAGAAGAGUUUGUCCCAUAACGUGCAGAGAGUCUCAACAUCAGACUUACUCCCAGAGACAAGCAGCCACGUCUCAGAAUUCCUGCUUUUUGCAAGGAAAAGUUGGUUUAAGCAAAAAAGAAAAUAUUGUACAUGACAAACCAAAGCCUCCGCCAAGGAAUAUAGACAUUACUGCAAUCCCUAAACCAAAGUCAAACAUCAAACAGCUGCAGGAACGUCUGCCAAGUGGAGCGACAGGUACACAAACAUCUCUUUCAGAGUCUGAAGGGAUUAAGAUUGUGAACGUUCAGAGAGAAUCUCAGUCUGUGUUUGAUGGACUGGCUACUAAGUCGAGCCUUCCCAGGAAAUGUAUAGACUACCUUCAGAGUAGAACUGCAGGAUUUGCCUCCAGUGAACAAUCGUAUGAGCGAAUAUAUUCUGACAGAAGUUUACCAGUGACUCCCAAAAUGUCAUUUUCCACAGAGCCUCUCUGGAAUCAGUCGACUGUCUCACCCAAUAUUGAGACCAGGAGAAGACGAUUUGGUUACAACAAUGAAACGAAAGUGGAUACAACAUUUCUAUCAGGACCUAAGGAAGAAAACAAUAUAAGGACAACUACAGGACAUUCAUUUCAACCAACCACUGCAUCAGAAAACAACAAGUCUCCUCAAAAACACAGAUUCUGGUCGAAGGCUCAGAGUCAAACCAUCCAGAUGGAUGUGAAGAGUGCAGUAAGUCAGUCUGAGUGUGUUUCGAAGGAUUACAGCUGCCAGUCAAGAGAUGCUGAUCGAAAAAUGGAGGUUCCUCAGCGUGCGCACCGAGUAAAUCAACUUAGGACAUGUCUGGUGGCACCUCACACACAGGAGGCCUCCCGACAUGUUUCUGUUGAGUGCACCACAUCAAAACCUGAUAUUAUAUCACCCAAACAUCAGUUCGAUCACAAACAGUCUCCCAGGCAAAGUAAAAGCCACAAAGAGGUGAACCUCAGCGACACCGGACUGAAUCAAACAGAUAUUUUUGCAACGUCUGACCAUGAUGGAGCACCCACAAAGCUACCAGAAUAUCCCUCAGAGAAGUGCAUUGUAAGCUGGCCUCCGUCUGUGGCACGCUGCCCACUCAACACAAACAGUUUUGGCGCCAGUUCAAAGGGGGGGUUUGACCUGCCAUCCCAGCCACAGCACAGAGUGUACCAGAGACCAGACCAGACAACAACAACAGUUACCCUUCCACUACAACAAGCAAAUUACUCUACAGCAGACAGAGCAUUUAUCAUGGAGGAAACAGAGGACCCAUAUUAUGUCACCAUGUAUUACCCGGGUUCAGUGUAUGUAGACAUGUCGGACGUAGUUCCUCCAGAAGUGCGACCCAAACCGGCGGUACCUGCCAAACCGCCAAACGUGGGGGCUCCUUCCCCCUCCAGCCCCUUCCCGCCCCAGGGCCCGGGCAUUGGAGGAGGCGGCGGUGUUUCUGCUCUCCCUCCGAGUGCCAUCCCAGUGCCCAUCGGGAGUCACGUCCCAGUGCACAUUAGCAGUCACGGCGGGAGUCACGGCGGGAGUCACGGUGGGAGUCACGGUGGGAGUCACAAUGGAGGUCACGCUCAUAGCGGCUCCCACAGCUCCGGCGGUGGAUCCACUUUGCUGGGGUACAUUGGUAUUGACACCAUCAUUGAGCAGAUGAGGAAGAAGACCAUGAAGACAGGCUUUGACUUUAAUAUCAUGGUUGUGGGUCACAGCGGCCUCGGAAAGUCAACUCUGGUGAACACAUUAUUCAAGUCCCAAGUCAGCAGGAGGAGCGCCGGGUGGGCCCGUGAUGAGAAGAUCCCUAAAACUAUCGAGAUCAAAGCAGUGUCUCAUGUCUCCGGCAGCUAGACGUCGAGUUCAUGAAGCGCCUGAGUCACUCGGUCAACAUUAUUCCUGUCAUUGCAAAGGCAGACACGAUGACCAUUGAGGAGAGACAGGAGUUCAAACAGCGGGUAAGGAAGGAGCUGGAGAUGGGCGGGAUCGAGUUUUACCCACAGAAAGAGUUUGAUGAGGACAUGGAGGACAAGAGCGACAACGACAAGAUCAGAGAGGCAAUGCCCUUUGCUGUGGUGGGCAGCGACAAAGAAUAUCAAGUGAAUGGCAAACGAGUUCUGGGGAGGAAGACAGCGUGGGGAAUUGUAGAAGUUGAAAAUCCCAACCAUUGUGAGUUUGCUCUGCUGAGAGAUUUCCUGAUCAGGUCUCACCUUCAGGAUCUGAAGGAGGUCACUCACAACAUUCACUAUGAAACCUAUCGUGCCAAGAGACUGAACGAGAAUGGAGGUCUGCACCCCAUAUCCACCAAUGACACCCAGGAAAGCAACCUGUAGUCAGUCAGGGGGCGUAGUAGUUCUGACAAAGUAAGAACAGGAAACAGUACAAUGAUACUGAUGCAGAUGAAACUAUAAUCAUUGUCACCGCAGCACGGCACCACGCUGCAUGCUUGGAAAUCCCUUAAAUCUGUAAAAAAAAUCAGUGUCGUUUUUCGACUUCAAACUCCACCCAUUCCCCUCUUCACUUACGUCCCCACACCAUCCCCACAAACACAUAUCAGACCCCCUCUUGUUUCAUUUCAAAGUCGUUCCUAUGAAUAUUUGAAUGACAGGACAGUCCCACCCAGAGACUUAGUGCCAUUAUAAAAUUAACAUUUUAUCUACUGCCAACGCCUUCUCAUUCAUCAUCGUCCGGGUAGUACAAGCUUAGAAAGUACCACAUUAUUAUGUGUAUAAGAGGUUUUAGUGUAGUGUAGCAACUGAUGCCUGAAUUCAGACACAUUAUAUGAUUUGCUCUACAUUUUAAAAUCAUAAUUCCUGUGUAGUAGUGAUGAGCUAGCCAGCUCUGCAGUUGACUCUGUAUAAAUUGCUUUUUUUAAAUUCUCAGCAGCGACUGUUCGUUCGGAGAAAGAAUCCCUGUGGUUUAACUGUCAGUAGGGUUUAACAAACAUUACAAGCUGUGCUGUCUUCUUUUACACCCACCCUCAACAACAGAACACAUUUCUGUUCCCUCGCCCUGUUUAUGUUUGAUUUUCCAUUUUAAAGUAGUUUAGUGUGCUCACACCUGCAUACUAAGUGCACUAUGUACUAUGAAGAAGUACUAUGAAAAGUAAUUCUCCGGGCAGCAGUGUGUAAUUAGUCCACAAGGUUCAAACUGCAGAUUCUGAUUCAUCGCAUACAACAGAUAAGUGGUUUUAUUAAACAUUAUAUAUUCAGAUUCUUAUUGAUUUUGUGACCUAUUUUGACAACUAAAUGGACAACAUGCACCCAAUUUUAAUGUUAAAGCCAGAAGCAUGUAAUUUAACCAGUACUGCAUUACUUUAUAGAAAUGAAAGAGUAGCUAUGACUAAUUUUAUAUACAAGCUUACUCAACUGAAAUGGGUUUUUUUUUAUUAUUAUUUGUUCAGCAAGGUUGAUUUAAUGCAUUUUCCUUCUCACCGAACCCACUGACCAUUCAUGAAAACAAUAUUUUUCUGACCCAAAAGAAAUACGACUGUUGCACUGGUGAACAGAAAAACAGACAGUUUGUAUUAUUUUUUCUUUGAUGUCUUGUGCCAUGCAAAGUUUCUGUCACCACUCUGAUGUGGUGACCAGUAUUUGUGGUAAUGCCAUUUUAAAAUUAAAUUCAUCCUGUUCACCACUUGGUGGCGGCACUCUGCCACGUAUGAGCAGUGAUUGAACAGAGCAGAAACGGGCACUUAGACCAGCUUUGUGUCUUCCGCUGACUGCUGAGAUUUGUAUGUACAUUUUUACACAGUCAAAGUUUUUCUUCUGAUGAGGUUUACAGAGUUUGGGUCCUCUACGGCUGUCAGUAAUAAUAAUAUAUCAAUCAGAUCCAGAUCAGGUUUACAAACUUUAAUAAUAUUAGCCUAAUGGUAUGCACUCAGUGUUGGUGUAAUUAUUCCAAAUCAGUUUAUUGAUUAGGUUGUAAACAUGUUUACCAACUUUCCUUCAGGAACUCAACAUUUAUACUGCUCUGCCACUUACUGUCUGCAGUAGAGGACAAAUAUGCCAAAACUACAAGAAAUUCAAAUUCAAUAAUCUAAUAAUAAUCUUUUUGUUUUGAAUCAUAAUUUUAUAAAAACCAUGAACGUGCACUUUUGAUAUGAAAUGUGAAGUCUGCAACGAACUGAUAAUAGUAGUCUGUGAUUGUGGUGCAGUCAAAGGUUUCAAGCAAAUAUUUGAAACAGUGUUUGUGUGUGCAUGCUUGUGUCCAUAUUGCCUGUUUGCUUACAGCCAAUCAGUCCACACAUCAAUGCAACUUUACAUCAACUUACCAACUAUUUCUGAAUGUGUGACGUGUACAUUAAAUUGCUAUAUCAUGAGGUAAAGCACGGCUGUCCUAACUCCUGUUACUAAAUCGACGGCCCACUAUCCACAUAUCACUCAUCCCUUUGAACUUCAACAGUGUACAUUUACUUAAUAACUACUUUUCUCAAAGUUGCUGUGACACAUUGAGAUAUAAUUUUCAGUGUUAUUAUUGAGUUAUUUAUACAUUAAUGUCUUCUUAUUGUAAUUUAUUCUUUAUUUAAUAAAAACACAUUCCCAUGUUUUUUGAA
Messenger RNA from Morone saxatilis (striped sea-bass), 5399 nucleotides. It is a transcript of the gene sept3, whose product is annotated as septin 3. Gene Ontology annotation, molecular function: GTPase activity; GTP binding; molecular adaptor activity. NCBI's taxonomy places the organism in Eukaryota, Metazoa, Chordata, Actinopteri, Moronidae. Gene Ontology annotation, biological process: cytoskeleton-dependent cytokinesis. The record is from RefSeq and is a predicted model, not a curated record. Gene Ontology annotation, cellular component: microtubule cytoskeleton; septin ring; neuron projection.